Molecule: messenger RNA, 16353 nt
Organism: Nematolebias whitei (Rio pearlfish)
Lineage: Eukaryota; Metazoa; Chordata; Actinopteri; Cyprinodontiformes; Rivulidae
Gene: kmt2cb
Product: lysine (K)-specific methyltransferase 2Cb
Exons: 61
Coding region: 745-15606 (4953 amino acids)
Biological process (GO): positive regulation of transcription by RNA polymerase II
Cellular component (GO): nucleus; MLL3/4 complex
Molecular function (GO): histone H3K4 methyltransferase activity; histone binding; transcription coactivator activity
Source: RefSeq, a predicted model, not a curated record
ACUUAUCAUUAGAUAUGGCCACCGUUAUAGAGUACACCGAAGCGUCAUCUUCAACAUAAUUUUAUGAUUUCUCUCAAAUAUAUUUCAGCUCGGUCCGUGUGACGGGCAGGCUGUUGUUUUCGGCAAGCUAAUGUGUGUUUUGACGUGUUUUUGGAGCCGGUCGUUGCUGCGUGGCAGGCUGGUUCCGAGAGUCUCCGAACUGGCCGCUUCAGCUUGUCGCAGCUGAAGAAAAUAGAACCAGUUGCCAAGCCAGCGGUCGGAACCAGCAUUUUGUCUCUCCUGUCGCCACACUUUCCCCAAGGAUUUGAAGUUUCAUUAACGGAGUGGUUGUUCGUACAGACUUCACGUGUUUUGGCUUUUUGACAGUUUUUUUUUUUUUUUUAAUGCGAAUGAUAUAUUUUUUUCUGGGUGGCUAACAGCAACUAGCCGUGUGUGUACACCUCCCGAACUCGACAGCUGUCAUUGGAGAAAAGGAAAGUGAACCCCGCAAAUGCCAGGGAAGCGGCUUCUUUUUGGAUUUACAUCAACUGCUCCUCCGUCAAAUGGGCAAAGUCGGGAAUAACAUUGCAACGCUGGAAUAUCACGAUGAGCGCCGUGCAUUUUUGAGAACUGCGGUCUUGUUUCAUUGGAGAGAAGCUAGCUAGCUCAGUUAGCUUGCUGGCUGGCUAGUUGAUAAAAACGUUUCAUCCCACCCAGUAUUUUGGGACAUGAAGAGGAUAAUUCGCUGUCCAUAGGGCCGGAAGAAUGUCAUCAGAGGAUAAGACUGUGGAGCCCUCUGACCAGGGACCCUCGCCGCCAUCCAGCUGUGCAGGGGCUACAUCCACAGAAAGUCCUGCCCUUGCAGACAAGCGACCCCGUGGCAGGCCACGCAAAGAUGCUGCUGCCAUUCUGCCCCAGGCACCACCCUUAUCGACAUCUAAAAACAGAAAGAAGGGUCGCACCAGAGGGAGGGUUGCUGCUGAUGAGGAGGACAGUAUGGAUGGUACUGAGAUAGCAGAGUCCAUGGACCCACAGGACACAGAAAUGCACAUCCAUCAGGUGGAGACUGUGGAAGUGGUGACCAGUGAGGUGCCAGAGGAGGACAAGUCCUCGUCCCCUCUGGCUCAGAGCCCUCCAGCAGAGAGUUCAGCAUCUGUUCCGUCAAGUAGAGAAAUCAAAAGCAGUGAGCGUCUCUGUGCCUUCUGUUACUGCGGUGGUCGUAGCCUUCUGGGUCAGGGGGAUCUGCAAAUAUUCAGCGUUACGCCUCAGCAUGAAACACUCUUCAGCCAUAAUGGUGAAGGAGGCUUGGCAGGCGAUGGUGACAAAACCGCUCAGCCUGGAGAAGGCACCUCAGGACAGAAGGAAAAGAAUGGGUCUGAAACCUGCCAUGAAGAACCAGAUCCUGCCAGUCGAUUUUGGGAUGAGCUUUCUCAUGUCGGCCUUCCACAAGAUCUUAAAGUCCAGUCUCUCUUCGAGUCAGGGCAAUGUUGGGCACAUCAGAGUUGUGCCUUGUGGUCUGAUGGUGUUUGUGAGGGCGAGGGACAAUCUCUGCUUAAUGUGGACAGAGCCAUUGACUCAGGGAGCACAAAGCACUGUGCAUACUGUAAGCGCCUUGGAGCAUCCAUUAAGUGCUGUGCUGAAGGAUGUGCUCAACUCUACCAUUACCCCUGUGCAGGGGCAGCCGGUACCUUUCAGGAUAUUAGGACUCUCUUACUCCUCUGCCCAGAACAUAUUGAAUUGGCACUUCACAAAUUUGUAGAUGAUGUAAACUGCGUGUUAUGCGAUAGCCCAGGGGACUUACUAGACCAGCUCUUCUGCACCAGUUGUGGGUUGCAUUACCAUGGGAUUUGCCUGGACAUGGCUGUGACCCCUCUAAGAAGGGCAGGUUGGCAGUGCCCUGAGUGCAAAGUCUGCCAGACAUGCAAGAACCCAGGAGAAGACACUAAAAUGCUGGUGUGUGACAUGUGUGACAAAGGUUACCAUACCUUCUGUCUGCAACCUGCUAUGGACUCUCUUCCCACCAAUGGAUGGAGAUGUAUGAACUGCAGAGUAUGCAUCCAGUGUGGGACACGAACCAUUGGACAGUGGCACCACACCAGCCUGCUGUGUGAGAACUGUGUCCAGAACCAGGACCCUGCUCUGUGCUGUCCCAUGUGUUCUUGUAUUCUGGACCCCGAGCAUCACAAAGACUUACUGUUCUGCCAAACUUGUAAGAGAUGGCUACAUCUGGAAUGUGAGCGUCAGAACUCAGGCCAAGGAGAAAUCCACCCCAGGGAGGACUAUGUUUGUUCCAACUGCAGGUCUCCGACCGAAGGGCAGGCGCUACAAGCAGAGGAAAUGGACCUCGGCUCACAACUCAGCCCUCAACCAGCCUCCAUGCACACAGACUCUGAGACUGGCUUACAGCUGGCUCAAAAGCACACAGACCUUGAAGGUGGCUCUCAGCUGCCCUCUGAAAUGCACAACGACCCUAAACCAGAAGUACUUGCUGUCCCAUUGCACUCAGAUCAAGAGCCUCUUCAGGUCUCCAUCCAGGAAGAGAUGUUGGGCAAAUCAGACCAGAAUCCUGAAGCCUCAGGAGGAGCAGACGUUGAUACACAAGUUACCGAACCUGCGGUCAACAAAACUCCAGAUGAUUUGAACCCAGACUCUAAACCUGUAGCUGAAGUCCAGCUCGCUUCCACAGAGAGGCCUACAUCUUCAGCUUCUCCAAGCCAGGAAUCCUGUCCAGCCCAACCGCCUUCAGAGGCAGUACAGACAGAAGAUACCACAUUUCAACUCAAACCAGCAAAUACAGAGGCCUGCCCCAAACAGGGCACGGUCAACCCCAGCACAAAGGAUUUUAAGGCCAUCAUCUCAACAACCAAAGAACCAAGUACUACAUCACUACCUUUCAUUGAACAACCAAUGGAAGUCACAUUAUACCAGCCUUCAGGUAUGGAUGUAGUCAGGGCUUCUUUCCUGGAAACUGCUCCAAAAGACCCCAACAAGGAGAGGAAUGAGGGUAUAUUUCAUAUGACUCUGGCAGAGACUGUUAAGCCUUCACCUUCUUGUACAUCAGAGAAUAUCAGCUCUACACUGGACAGCAAGCCCAAAAUGUCAUUUCCCAGCUUGUCUUCAGAGGAAAAGCCCUUCAAAACUGCUGUGGAAAGAUUAGUUGAAAUGGUUUCUUCUCCUUCUCACUCUUCUUCUCUGGCCAGAGGGACGACUCUCAGAGAACCAGCUCAGACUCAGAUCCUGUCCACUCUAAGUGACCACAGCAGUUUAAUACCAACAACUCCUCUUGUUCCGUUCACACCGAAGAUUGGCAUGGGAAAACCUGCCAUUACCAAGAGGAAAUUCUCUCCAGGGAGACCACGAGUGAAGCAGGGUGCAUGGAGCCCCCAUAGCAGUGUGAGCUCACCCUUGUCCUGGUCACCAGACCAGCCAGAGGGGUGGGACCCAAGGACCAGGCAGUCCUCCGGCAGCCCGGGGUGGAGCAUCAGAGUGGGUCGAGGCUCAGGCUUCCCUGGUAGGAGGAGGCCCAGAGGUGCAGGUCUGUCCGGUCGAGCUGGGCGUGGCAGGGCGAGAGGGAAGAACGGAGUGAGCCCCAUUAUCAACCCUGGGGUCACCACAGUAGAAACACAGUACCCACUCAGAGAGGAGGAAGAGAAUGCAAUGCAUAACACAGUCGUCAUAUUCUCCAGCAACGACAGCUUCACACUAAAACAAGACAUGUGUGUAGUGUGUGGGAGUUUUGGUCUCGGUGCCGAGGGUCGUCUUUUGGCCUGUGCUCAGUGUGGCCAAUGCUACCAUCCAUUCUGUGUUGGCCUAAAGAUCACCAAAGUAGUGCUGAGUAAAGGCUGGCGCUGUCUGGAGUGCACGGUUUGUGAAGCUUGUGGCCAAGCUACAGAUCCUGGUCGCUUGCUGCUGUGUGACGACUGUGACAUCAGUUAUCACACUUACUGUCUGGACCCUCCACUGCAGAAUGUCCCCAAGGACAGCUGGAAGUGCAAGUGGUGUGUGUCCUGUACUCAGUGUGGUGCCACCACUUCAGGACUAAGGUGUGAGUGGCAGAAUAAUUACACUCAGUGUGCUCCCUGCGCCAGCCUUACGUCCUGCCCAGUCUGUCUGUUGGACUACAGUGAAGGCUCCAUCAUUGUGCAGUGUCGCCAGUGUGACAGAUGGUUUCACGCCUCUUGUCAGAAUCUUCACUCAGAGGAAGAUGUAGAAAAAGCUGCAGAGAACAGUUUUGACUGCACAAUGUGCCGAACUUUCAAGACCACUAAAGUUGUAUCCAAGAUUAGAGAAACCACUGAGCCACCAUUUAUGUCACAGACCAUCUCAAGAGUAAAAGAAAUAGAUCUAUCAAGAACCUACACCCAGGACGGUGUUUGUUUGACAGAGUCUGGACUUUGUCAGCUCCAGAGCUUGUCUGCUGCAGCAUCACGACGACGGAAACCCAAACCCAAACUGAAGCUGAAGAUCAUUAACCAGAACAGCGUGGCAGUGCUUCAGGCCCCUGUGGACCCUCUUUCUGAACUCUGUCGAGAUGAAGACAUGGAGGACAACAGAGAGGCGGAGCUCCUUGAUUGUGAGACAAAGUCUGACUCAAGCCUGGAGCGGGAGCCAGUAGAGGAUGACUCCAAGGGGGCCGACGGCAUCAAGAAGAGGAAGAGGAAACCGUACCGGCCGGGCAUUGGUGGGUUCAUGGUUCGCCAGAGGAGCCGUCCAGGCCAAGGUCCUGGCAAGGCUAAGAGAACCCUCUGCAGAAAAGACUCCUCUGGCUCUGUGUCCGAAAAUCCCAUCGGAAAAGAUGAUGGUUGGACAGAGGCACUACCAGAUACUCCUGUGGAUGAGACACCAUCCGGACCUGAGGUUCCAGAGAAGAUAAAGAAACGUUAUCGAAAGAAGAAGACCAAACUGGAGGAAGCAUUCCCCGCCUACCUACAGGAGGCUUUUUUUGGAAAGGCCCUACUGGACAAAAGCAAGCAGGGCAGGCACCAUGGAGUUGAAUCAGGCUUCCUGGAGGACGGACAGGGCCAGAUAGAGAGGAAGCACCCGACCACAAGCUUCCUGGGCACAACAUCAGACCCGCUGCUCAGCGCUGCAGCAUCUGUUCCUACAAGACAUGCAGCAGCACAGCCAACCGAGGAACCAUUAGUUGAUCUAGCUGAUGUUUUGAACUCGGGUGCAGACAUCUUGGGUGUGCUCGGAAAGCCAAGCAGUGACUCUGGUCUUGAUUUUUGCCCCUUCAAGGUUGACACCUCACCACCUUCUUUUGCUGGCCUGGACAUCGGACCCCUGGCAGAAAGCUCCCCAGUAGCACCUCAGGCUGGACGAAGGACACCUCGAACUAUCCCAGAGGAGCCCCUGGACGGUAUUCUCAGCCCAGAGUUGGACAAGAUGGUCACUGAUGAGUCAAUGCUCAGCAAACUUUACAAAAUUCCAGAACUGGAGAGCAAGGAUGUGGAAGAUCUUUUCACAGCAGUUCUUAGCCCAAGUACAAGCCAACCACCUCCACCGCAGGUGCCUCACCCCCAGUGUCCAGGACCUGUCUCUGCCACACCUGGUACUAGCAUGCCUCAUCCCAAUGCAGGACACCUCAUGUUUCCAAGAAUGUCAGUGAUAAAUGGAUUAAGAGGGCCAAGCCAGCGCUUUCCGACAGCUCCAGGAACAGGACCCUGCAUUCCAGAAACAUUUUCUCCUCUUAAUCGUAUGCCUUUUUCUGACAAUCCAAGGGAUAUAAAAUUUAAUCAAAUGCCUAGAGAAGCACUUGGUCCAUGGCCUUCCCCUGCCCAUGGCCCUGCCCCUGCACCCCCUGGAUCUUUGCCUGAGGGAGAGACUGAAGCCAUGUCAAAUGCCCAAAGAAGUACACUCAAGUGGGAAAAGGAGGAGACACUUGGAGAGCUUGCCACUGUUGCACCUGUCCUGUAUACCAAUGUCAAUUUUCCCAACCUCAAAGAAGAGUACCCAGAUUGGUCCACAAGAGUAAAACAAAUUGCUAAACUUUGGAGGAAAGCUAGUUCACAAGACAGGGCUCCAUAUGUGCAAAAGGCAAGAGAUAACCGAGCAGCCUUGCGCAUCAACAAAGUCCAGAUGUCAAAUGAGACGGUGAAGAGGCAUCAUCCACAGCAACAGCCCCCUGAGGUGUUUGAUCCCAACUUACCACUAGACACAGAACUCCUGUUUAAAGACCCUUUGAAACCAAAAGAGUCAGAGCAUGAACAAGAGUGGAAGUUUAGACAGCAAAUGAGGCAGAAAAGCAAACAGCAAGCCAAAAUUGAAGCCACUCAGAAGUUGGAGCAAGUUAAGAAUGAGCAACUUCAGCAACAGCAGCAGCAACAACUGCAACAACAGACAACCAGUCAGUCAGAGGGAGAUGACAAUAACAGUGGUAACCAGAGCCCAGUUUCCCAACCAAGCAAUGACAGUAUGUCCCCAAUGCAGCAGUUCAGCUCGAAAGAAAAUUUUGCCAGGCCGCAGCUACAGGGAACUCCCACGUCGGGUCCUCCAGAGGAUGUGUUCUUACGACCACCUCCUCCCCCACCAUCUGGCCCUUCUUCCCAGCCUCAGUCUCCACAGGUGUUCUCACCAAGUUCUUCUGGGUCGAGACCAUCUUCUCCGUGGGACCCAUAUGCCAAAAUGGUUGGGACCCCAAGACCACCAACUCUAGGACCAAAUGCUUGUCGCAGAAUGUCUGUUGAGUCUGGUAAAUCCCCCACCUCUUUGAUGGAGCAGCAAGACCGAGGGAGGCCCUCUCCAGCACAUGAAUCUUUUGGUUCUCCUACAUCAGUGUGUAGUGACCCUUAUGCCAAACCUCCUGACACACCAAGGCCCACUGGGGAAAUUGACCCCUUUUUGAAGCCCAUGGGUCCUCCCAGGGGUAGUCAGGCUGCUCAAGGAAGAUCGCCAAUGGGCUCUCCUGGUAGAGACCCAUACUCAAGACCAAUGAUAAGAAAUGAUGCCUACCAGCGCAUGGCCCAGAACAGGAUGAUUUUGUCUGACCCUUACUCGAGGCCUUUAAUAGCACCCAUUCCUGGUAGUAAUGAGUCUGGUUCUGUCCCUCUGUUCAAAACACCGAUGCCUCCUCAGGAUCCUUUCAGCCGACCAGGUUUGCAUCCAUCGGAAAGGUUUUCUCAAAAUCAGCUGAAUGACCCAUAUGCACAACCCCCACAUACCCCAAGACCAUCAGGGAAUGAUAAUUUCACCAGUCCUCCUAGAAUGAGUCAGCAUCACCCUCAAGGGCACUCAUUUGUCCAGCCGGGACCAGUAACUCAAAUGUCUAAGAAUCCUUAUGCACUUGCACCUUCCACUCCAAGGCCAGAUCGUUUCACAUACGACCACUUUGGCCAGCCUCCAGGUCCCAACAAGCCAGGUGUUGAUCCUUUCUCUCACCCUACUGGUAAUCAGCGAUUGAUUAAUGAACAUGAAGCUCAACAGCGACCAUUUUUUGAACCCUAUGCUCGACCACCAGGCACUCCACGUCCACAUGACAACUAUGGUCAGCCAUCAAACUCACCUGGUUCUUCCUCUGACCCUUACUCACAGGCUGCUCCUCGUGCAGGUGGGAUGAACCAGUUCUCUCAUAAGUCCCACCCUGGACAACGAAUGUCUCCUUCCCACUCCAUGGACCUAUAUGGCCAGCCAUUAGGUGCUCCUCGACCCUCUCUAGGUGAUAGGUUCACCAAGUCACCAGGGAGCCAGAGGGGCCCAGUGGAGCAAUUUACUAAUACACCUGCAGCUUUAAGGCCAGGGGUUAAUGACAUAUUUUCCCAGCCAGGCCCCUCUAGACCAAUGCUUAAUGAUCCUUAUGCUCAACCACCAGGGACCCCAAGACCUGGUCCUGAUGGUCAUAACAGACCAAUGCCAAGGCCAGGACAAAGUCAGGAUCCUUUCUCCCCACCCCAAGGCAGGCUUCAAGAGCCAUUUCCUCAUCCAGACCCUCACACACCAAAGCACCCUGGUGUUUCAGAAGAUGGAUUCAGUUCGUCACCAACAAGAAGACCCAAUCAGACACCUGGCCAUGACCCAUUUGAACAAGCCCCUAUGACCCCUUGUCCUCAAGCAACAGAGAAAAUGGAGACAAAAGAUCAGACAGCUGUGGGUAACAAUGGAGCCAGCCAUCAGGACCCUACCCAAAUGCCAACCAAUCCACAAAUACCUGCUGCAUCUUCUGAAGCACAGGGAGCUGCUCUUGCUGAGACGGAGGAAAAACUCAGACAGCGACAAAAAAUUAGGGAACUUCUCCAGCAAAGGACUGCAACCCGCCAGGAGAGGGUUCCUCUGGAACCCGCUGGUAACACAACCUCAGGAACACCGCGACCCUGGCCCCUGGAGGGCCCUGGGCAACAAGGGGAAAUGUUCAACAGACCUCCUCCACCUUAUCCAGGACAAGGACCCAUAAGAGGGCCUGUAAGAUAUCCUGGACCUUUUCCAGGUGAUCAGCGUUUCUGCUUCCCUAGUGAAGGACAAAUGCUUCGAGCCCCGCAUCCUGGAGAUCCUAAUUUGAGACAGCAAGGACCAAGGUUUCCAUUUACAGCUAGUGUUUCAGGACUUCAUGGGGCUCAAGAGUUCUUUCACAGGGGUGAGCACACAAUGCAGAAUGUACCUCCUCAAAUGAGACUACCCAUGUCUGCUGAAAUGACAAAAAGCAUGGGAGGAAACCCCAUGGGGCUUCCUCAUCACUUCCCACCACGUGGUAUGCCAAUGCAACAGCACAAUAUAAUGGGCCAGCAAUUCAUUGAGCUGCGACACAGAGCAGCUGAAAACAGGCCACGCUUACAAUUUCCACCUGGUAGCAUUCAAGGAAGCAACAUGGAUCCCAACAUGCAGGGUCAAAGACCUCCAGGCUUUUUACGAGCACCUGAUUCCAGGUUCACUUUAAAUCAGGGUCCCAAAAUGGGAGACCCCUUAGCCAGUCAGACUGGCCACUUACACUUCUCUGCCAGUAUGGACAAUCUUCAUCAGCACACCCAGAUACCAGGGAUCAAUCCAAUCAAACAAUCUCCGCUGAUGAGAUCGAUGAGUCAACCUGCUUCAAAUGAGAUCCAGAACAUGGCAACAUCCAUGAUCCUGUCUGCUCCCCCUGCUGCACAUUCCGAGGCUGCAACUGCAUCGAGCAGUGAAGCUGUAGAAGAGAAAUUAGACGGAGAGGAUUCAGCAGUCAAAGAUCUCGAGGACGUGGAGGUGAAAGACCUGGUAGACUCGGACUUGGAAAAUUUAAACUUGGAUCCUGAAGAUGGCAAAGACCUUGAUCUAGAAACCAAUGAUCUACACCUUGAUGACUUUAUUAAAUGUGGUAAGUUUGACAUAAUUGCUUACACAGACCCUGACUUGGAUGACAUCAAGAAAGACAUGUUUAAUGAGGAACUUGAUCUCAGUGAUCCAAUGGAUGACAAUGCUGAAGCUGUGGAAAUUAACAAAAAUGCCUGCACUGUAACUGAUCCAUCAUCCAGUUCAGCAUCUUCACUGACAAAGUCAGAAGCUACAGGUGAAUGUUCCUCAGCUGAACUCAAGCCAGAAGUCUCUGGGACUCAAUCCUCUGGUUCAUUCGCAUCUGAGCAGGAAAUUAAAACCGAGGUCAAAGACUGUCAGGGGCCCACUGAGGUGGUAAAUCAGCAAGCUUCUGGAAAUGCCCCAAACCAGCAGGGAGUUCUCUCUGACGCCACUCCAGUCUUGUCUAGUUUACUCAUUAAGCAGCAGCCUGAAGAGCAGUCAUUAAAUCCAAUCAUUGGAUCUGUCAACCAAGGAGGUAACCUCAUGGCCCAGCAGAACCAAGUCACAGAGACUCAGCAUACCUCAGCACUUACAGUGAGUCAAACAAUACCUGACACCACCACUGCAGGAGAAGUUUCUAUGGCUGUCUUUGGGGCAGACCAUCAGGUGGUGCUGACCCCUGGAGUGGACCAGAGUGGUCUAAACCAAGUCCAGCAGACAGGGUUGAACACAGCAGCGGGGCAGCAGCAGCGUCCUCUUCUGCUGGAUGAGCAGCCACUUCUGCUGCAGGACCUUCUAGACCAGGAAAGACAGGAGCAACAACAGCAGAGGCAGAUGCAAGCUAUGAUACGCCAGCGUUCCAGUGACACCUUUUUUCCCAACAUCGAUUUUGAUGCCAUCACAGACCCCAUCAUGAAAGCCAAAAUGGUUGCCCUGAAAGGCAUCAAUAAAGUCAUGGUUCAGAACAACAUAGGGAUGACUUCAAUGGUUAUAAACAGAUUUCCCUCUGGUCCUGUACCUCCUUGUCCUGAAAGCACACCUCUCCCUCCACAAGUUGUUGAACCGGAUGGCAAAUUGACACAAGUAGCAAGACCAAAUACUCCAAGCUUUGGACUAGGAUUUGUCAAUAAUCCUCAGAGGGCUCAGUAUGAGGAGUGGCUCCAGGAGACUCAGCACCUACUUCAAGUGCAGCAGAAGAUUCUAGAAGAAAAAAUUGGGGCUCACAGGAAGUCUAAGAAAGCCCUGUCUGCCAAGCAAAGGACUGCUAAAAAGGCAGGCAGAGAGUUUCCUGAGGAGGAUGCUGAGCAGCUCAAACAUGUCACAGAGCAGCAGGGUGUUGUGCAGAAGCAACUGGAGCAGAUCCGCAAGCAACAGAAAGAGCAUGCUGAACUUAUUGAGGAGUACAGAGUGAAACAGCAGCAAAACAACAUGACACCAUUAAUGCCUGGGAUACCAGGCACUCCUGGCAUGAUGCCUGGUGGUCCACCGAUGGUACAGCCACCCAUGAACCCCAUGAUGCAGAUGCCGAUACACCCUGGCCAGCCAAAUGCACCCUCACGUAUGCCCAAUCCCCCACCUGGCUGGCAUCCUGGUGCUUCAAUGCCUAUGGUUGGACCAGGAAUGCCACCAAUAAUGCCUCCUCAGGUACCUGUUGUAAAUUCAGCUCAACCCUUCCAAAUGCCAAUGGGCAAUGUGUCCCAGCACUCUCAAAUGCCUGUGGAGCCCCAACCACCACCCGCUCCACCAGGUGCUGUUAAACCCAUGCAGCCAGCUGGGGUAAAGUUCGAUGACAACAAUCCAUUCAGCGAAGGUUUUCAGGAGCGUGAGAGAAGAGAGAGGCUGCGGGAGCAGCAGGAGAGACAACGAGUGCAGCUAAUGCAGGAAGUUGAACGUCAGAAAGCUCUGAAACAUCGUAUGGAGAUGGAGCAGCAAGGAAUGAUGGCCCCAGAUGGGAGCAUGGCACCACUUGCUCAGAUGCCGUUUUUUAAUUCAGAUCUACCGCAGGACUUCAUGCAGCCUCAGAGGGCCCCUUUACAACAACAGCAACAACUUGGACCAGUGUUCCCCCAACAGCAGGGCAUGCAGCCUGGUAUGGGCUCACCACCUGGAACUUUCAUCCAGGGGGACAGAAGAGCCAUGAUGGGUAAUGGGAUGAUGCAGCCUGACAUGGGGCCCAGUUUAGGGCCUGAUAACGUUGCUCUACAAGGACCUAAUUUUUCUCACGCUCAGGCGAGAUCUCGUCAGUUCAGUGGACCAGGAAUGAUGCCAAAAAUGCCCAGUGAGGGUCCUCCAUUUGGUGGUGAUUCAGCUACACCUCUACCGUCCAACUUUCCAGGCUCGGGUCAGUCGCUCAUACAGCUGUAUUCCAACAUCAUUCCAGAUGAGAAAGGAAAAAAGAAAAGGAACCGCAAAAAGAAGAAAGACGACGAUGCAGAUUCAGUCAAAACACCCUCAACUCCACACUCAGACCUCACAACCCCUCUUACUCCUUGUGUCUCAGACACCUCUUCAACUCCUACUAGAAACCCCCAUCUCUUUGGAGAGCAGGACUUGUCUAGAUCCCCCCUACUUGGAUCUACCACCUCCAGUCAUUCAGAGCUUGAGAGGCAACUUUCUGGAGGGCAGUCUGGACAACUUGGUCUGUCAUCAGAAACAUCAAGAAUGCAGGCUCAGGAGCACGAGAGGAUCCUCAAUAACAUAAAGCUUGAGCAGACUGAUGCCCCUGAAUGCCACGGGCCAACUGAAGGGUCCAUCGGCUCAGAAAUGAGCUUUGUGAAAGAAGAAAGUAACAAAGGGGGCAUGUCUCCAUUUCCCACUGGGCAAAGUCUGAGCAAAGGGGAGGCUGGUAAUGAACUACUGAAACACCUUCUGAAGAACAAGAGUACACCUCCGCCUGGAUUGUCCCAGCAGAGGUCAGAGGAAAGCCUGCGCUUGGAGGAAGAGGAAUCCACAGACUGCAAAACCUUACUGAGGCAAAGCUCCAUAGACAGCAACGGGGCAUAUUCAGAUGGAACCUCUGACUUUCCUGGGCCUCUGAUCUCCGAGCAAGAGAAGAAAAAAGGGAGAAACAAGAGGCCACCAAAAGGAGGGGAGAAACCUGCUUCACGCUACAAGAAGAGGAAGAAAGAAGGAGACGAGAGGCAGCUGAUACACUCAGGCACUGACUCCGUUAUGCACCAAAUCAAACAACAGCUCUCCCUGCUGCCCCUCAUGGAGCCAUUGAUCAGGGUGAACUUUGCCCAUUUUGCUCCCUACGGCAGCGGCCAGCUCAAUGGAGAAAACCUCUUGUCUGGGACUUUCGGCAGCGCCUCGCUAGAUGGAGUUUCAGAUUAUUACUCCCAGCUGGCCUACAAGCAGAGUAACUUGAGCAAUCCUCCAACACCACCGGCAUCUCUUCCUCCCACCCCACCGCCUGUGAAUCGACAGAAAAUGAUCAACGGAUUUGCCACAACAGAAGAGCUGGCCAAUAAAGCUGCUGCCAUGGUUUCCAAAGGCCUAGUGCCAAAGCCGCUACAUGUCCCAUUUAGGGUAGAGGAAGACCUGCUAGCCCGGGCCAUUGCUCAGGGACCCAAAACUGUGGAUGUUCCUGCUUCUCUUCCCACCCCUCCUCACAACAACCAGGAGGAGCUCAGUAACCGAGGACAGGAGGCUUGCAAGGACAGAGAUACACCUGACAGCUUUGUACCGUCUUCGUCUCCUGAGAGCGUCGUCGGCAUGGAGAUCAGUCGCUACCCAGACUUGUCUCUGGUGAAGGAAGAGCCGCCAUCUCCUUGUUUGUCUCCUGUGCUCCCUAUGCUUCCUGCUCCCGAUGGGAAAGGGUCUGAGAUCAAACUACAGAAUAUCAAGACUGAGCCUUCUUCUAUGUUCUUUGGCCCCCCGUCUAAUGAUUCUAAACAAGGGCUGGUUUCUGUAGCUAUUACACUGAGACCAGCUGCAGCUGAGAACAUCACAGGUGUAGUGGCAGCCAUUUCAGACCUACUGUGUGUAAAGAUCCCCAGUAGCUAUGAAGUCAGCAGCACCCUGGACCGUCCCCCACCAUCUAUGGGUCCAAGGAUGCUUCACCAUGGCAUGGAGCCUCGUCCUCCUAUGCUCUUCCACAGACAAGGAGAUGCAGGACUUCAUGGUGGGCCUGGACAAAUGAUCAGGCCCAGUGGACCGCAGGGACUAAUGCAGCAGCAAGCACAUCAUUUCCAUUUCCAAACCUGUAACCCAGGCUCCACUGUAGGUCGAGGACCUGACCAUAAGGCCCCGGCCAACCCUGGAUGUAGACCUCAGUGGUGCUGCCACUGUAAAGUGGUGGUUCUGGGAAACGGAGUCCAGAAAGCCAUCAAAGACCUUCCUGCUCAAAUGAAGGAAUUCAAAAGUCGUUUUAAACCUGAGGAAAACCUGGUCUUCUGUAGUCACAGCUGCUAUCUUCUGUACUGCUCAUCGCCACGGCUGCAAUCCAAACCUACUGAAACAAAGGAAUCAAUGUCUGUCCUGCAGGCCUCAGAGCAAACAGAGAAUUUUUGUAAAACUCAGCACCAGUACAGUAACAACAUGUCCUCACUGGACGUUCACUGCCUCGCCCAGCUUCAGCCCAAACAGUCUCCCCCGUCCACUCCUCCCAUUCCCUUUCCUACAGCGGGUGAUGCGCCCAAGACUGAGGUCAAAUCUGAUGCCCUCAAAGUGACUGUGAAGCUGAAGAGUCGGCCAAGGUCCUACGACGGCUGGCACCAGGGAAAGCGACAGAAAGGACUCCGCUGGAGAAAGUGGACCAUUCAGGUGGUGAUGCCAAGAACAAACUCCCAGCUUCCAGAUGAAAAUCAAAUCGACGAGCUGUUGCAGAGACUCGGUGCGUCCCUCCGCCCUCCGUCUUUACUCAAAGACAAGAGGCGCUGCUGUUUCUGCCACCAGUUUGGAGAUGGGAUCACCGAUGGUCCUGCUAGGUUGCUGAAUCUAGACCUGGACGUGUGGGUUCAUCUAAAUUGCGCUCUGUGGUCUACUGAAGUGUACGAGACCCAAGCCGGUGCCCUCAUCAACGUGGAGCUAGCGCUGCGUCGUGGCCAAACGGUUCGCUGCGCCUACUGCCAGCAGACUGGAGCUACCAGCGGCUGCCACCGCCUGCGCUGUACCAACGUCUACCAUUUCACCUGCGCUCUGCAAGCCCAGUGCACCUUCUUCAAGGACAAGACCAUGCUUUGUCACGCCCACCGGCCCCGAGGAACAGCAGGACAAGCCCUGGAGCACGAGCUGCGCUGCUUUGCCGUGUUCCGACGUGUCUAUGUCCAAAGAGACGAAGUGCGUCAGAUUGCCACGGCUGUGCAGCAGCCUGAGUUGGGUUAUACAUUUCGAGUGGGGAGUCUGGUGUUGCACGCAAUAGGCCAACUAACUCCAGAGCAAAUGUCCGCCUUCCAUUCCUCAACCGCCAUCUUUCCAGUUGGCUACGAGGCCUGUCGCAUCUACUGGAGCAUGCGCCAUGGCAGCCGCCGCUGCCGUUACGUCUGUUCUGUUGAAGACAGAGACGGGCAGCCAGAGUUCAUGAUCCGAGUCGUCGAACAAGGCUACCAAGACCUGGUCCUGACUGAUACCUCUCCUAAAGGAGUUUGGGAAAAAGUGUUGGGUCCAGUUUCAGAGAAAAGAGCUGAAACAGGCACUCUGAGGUUAUUCCCUGUUUAUCUGAAAGGAGAGGAUCUGUUUGGGCUCACAGUUUCUGCAGUCGCCAAGAUCACUGAAUCGCUCCCAGGAGUGGAGGUGUGCGACAGGUACUCGUUCCGUUACGGACGCAACCCUCUUGUGGAGUUGCCUCUCGUGUUCAAUCCAGCUGGUUGUGCCCGAGCAGAGCCAAGAACAAACUCUUCCUACACCACACUGGUGAUAAGGCCUCAACCUCAGGUUGUGUCCAGCAGCAGUGCUAGGUCUAACCAGAAUGUGGCUCCAGGAGAAGGUGGCACUCCUCACAAUAAACCUCCGGUUGUACACCCCAGGUCCUCCCAGUACCGCUGGAUGAAGAGUGAGUGGAGAGUAAAUGUCUAUCUGGCACGCUCACGCAUCCAGGGCCUGGGGCUGUUUGCUGCCAGAGACAUCGAAAAACAAGCCAUGGUGAUCGAGUACAAUGGAACGGUCCUCCGAAAUGAGGUUGCCAUCAGGAAGGAGAAGAUUUAUAGCUCUCAGAACCGAGCCGUGUUCAUGUUCCGCAUCGGCAGCGAACAUGUUGUCGAUGCAACUCGAAGUGGAGGGCUUGCAAGAUAUAUCAAUCACUCUUGUGCUCCUAACUGUGUUGCUGAGGUGGUUACAUUUGAGAGAGGUUACAAAAUUAUCAUCAGCUGCAUACGAAGAGUUGAAAAAGGAGAAGAGCUGUGUUUCGACUAUCAGUUCGACGCCGUCGAGGGUCAACGCAAAAUCAUUUGCCACUGCGGAGCUCCGGAGUGCAGGAAGUGGAUUAACUGAGCAAAACGAGGAGCCUAAACACCAUUCCUUAUUGGAGCGUGUGAAACGUUCUGUGCACGGGGGGAGAGAGAAAACAGGAUCUCACACUGAAGUCGUUUAUAAAGAUAACCCGAAAGGCCUGAUCCUUUUGAGGAAUUAAUAAAACUACGAGUUAACCAGAUCGUGGAAUCAAACCGAGUGGAGGAAGGGAAGACGACCACAGUAGCAGGACGUGACUUGUGCCAUAUGUGAGGGGCUGUGUUGUACGCGGUGCCUCCCGCCGUCUGUAUGUAUCUGCGUGUUUGUUUGGUGUACAUGGGGUGCAGAAUCCACCAGCGAAUGAGAAAGCACUGUGCAGGGUGCGGCCUUAUUGCUUACUAAGGGCAGGCCCUUUUUGUUCUAUACUAAUGUAUACCAUUUGACUAAAUGUAGACAUCACUGAAUGAGGAAUGUACAGCAACAAUAUACCGUGAAGGGAAUAUUAACUUGCACUAAAGAAAAAGAGAGAAAAACAAACAAAAAAAAACAAAAAAACACACCUACACACACACAAACUUUUAAAUACUUGAUUCCAUGAGUCAGUUUUAUCAUAGGUCUCUGUCAUGUGAUUUGUGUGGAAUUCGAGAGGUUUUGUAUUUAUUACUGAGUGAAUGAACUUUAUUCUUAAAAUGACGAGAUUGAGGUAAAGAAGGCUAUUGUUUUUGAAGAUUGAAGAAGACACGCUGUUACUUUUUGUAUAAAUGUACAUAAAGAAAACUAUAGGAAUAA